AACCAUCCCCGGCCGUCGCCUCCCCUGCAGUCUCUUCUCUUCUCCCAAUCAUCACCGUCUUCCAUUCCUCCCCAACUCCAUCUCUGUCUCCAAAACUUCCGCCUUUCUCUCUCUCCCGUUCUUGGAUCGCGCGUGCGCCUGGUGUGCCUUGGCCGCCGCCGGGUCCCGUGCCGUCGUCGUCGGAGGAGGAGGAGGAGCGGGAAGGCGGCAAUGUCGAAGGGCGGGCUGGGGAAGCUGCGGUGCAUGAUCAGGCGGUGGCACUCGUCCAGCCGCAUCGCCCGCGCGCCGUCGCCCGGCGAGGACGGCCACGACGGUGGCGGCGGCGGCGACGCCCGGGGCGCGUCGUUCCACGGCACCGCGGACGAGGUGCCCAAGGGCCUGCACCCGGUCUACGUCGGCAAGUCGCGGCGCCGGUACCUCGUCGCCGAGGAGCUCGUGGGCCACCCGCUGUUCCGGACCCUCGUCCACCGCACCGGCGGCGCCGCCGAGGCGGGCUGCACCGUCGUCGGCUGCGAGGUCGUCCUCUUCGAGCACCUCCUCUGGAUGCUGGAGAACGCGGACCCGCAGCCGGAGUCCCUCGACGAGCUCGUCGAGUACUACGCGUGCUGACCGCUGCGAGCCACCGCCCACCGCGCCGGCCGCCGGAGUCGGCAGCCUCUCUCGAAUCUCCCAGCCGCGGCGGUGAAUCGCUCUGCAAUUCCUGUGUCCUGAGCCGUAGGAUUAGAGUAGGGGAAACCAUUGUUAAUCACCGUGCUGUGCAGCUCACGGACGCUGCUCUUCCGGCUCCGUUGAUUCGAUUCGAUGGCCGCUAGCUUGCUACAAAUUUUUUUAAUGCUAUCCUCCUAAUAAGAUCUCUGGAGUCUGGACACGUGUCUUCAUUCACAUUGCAUCAAAAAAGAAAGGAAAAAAUUGCUUAUUUCGACU
Messenger RNA from Panicum virgatum (switchgrass), 924 nucleotides. RefSeq names its product auxin-responsive protein SAUR76-like. The transcript has a single exon. Bases 211 to 609 code for a protein of 132 amino acids. The record is from RefSeq and is a predicted model, not a curated record. Lineage: Eukaryota; Viridiplantae; Streptophyta; Magnoliopsida; Poales; Poaceae. Gene Ontology annotation, biological process: response to auxin.